AUGGAUGCAUAUUUAAAUCCAUUUAAUCAUGAACGAUCAAUUAGAACAGAUCAACCAGUUACAGAAGCUCCACCGUCAGACCUUACAAGUUAUAUUAGUUCGUCCGUUUUUGAAAAUGAUCAAAAACAAAUUCAUGAACUUCGACAAAAACUUUCUGCUACUGAAGAUGAACGUACUGUAAUUCGUGAUCGACUUGAUAAUGUACAACGUGAAUUUCGAAAAACAUUAGAUGAAUGUGCAACAACAUUAUCAGCAUAUGAACGACAAAUACAAACACUUGAACAAGAAAGAUCUACACUUAUUCAACAACAUGAACUUCAAACAGCUGAAAGUCAACAAGAAAUUGAAGAAUUACAAAAAGAAAUCGCUCAAUUAAAAAAAUCGGCAAUUAAUCCAUCUAUAAAAAUAUAUUCCAGUGAUGAUAUCCUAUCAUGGAAAAAAACAACUGGACCAGAAUCGAAAGAACGACAAAUAUUAACUCAAAAAUGUAUAAAUCUUAUGACAUAUAUUGGUUCAAAUGCAUAUUUACAAUCAGAAUUCGAUCAAUUAAGACACGUAGCCGAAGAUCAGUUAACUAAUUAUGAAGAUCAAAUUGAAAAACUGAUUCUUGAUUGUAUAAAUCUUAUAGAACAAUAUGAAAAAAAAUGCACCGAUGCUGCGAAUCUCUGA
Adineta steineri is the source of this 669-nucleotide messenger RNA. The record is from the annotation of a GenBank genome assembly. Lineage: Eukaryota; Metazoa; Rotifera; Eurotatoria; Adinetida; Adinetidae.